Molecule: messenger RNA, 2055 nt
Organism: Opisthorchis viverrini
Lineage: Eukaryota; Metazoa; Platyhelminthes; Trematoda; Opisthorchiida; Opisthorchiidae
Exons: 10
Coding region: 225-2024 (599 amino acids)
Biological process (GO): cell differentiation; protein export from nucleus
Cellular component (GO): centriole
Source: RefSeq, a predicted model, not a curated record
ACUGCGCUGAAAGCUCCAUUGCGCGCACCCGUUCGAUGAAUGACGUCGGUCCAGAUGAGGUCAGGCCAUGUGAAGCCGUGAUCUUGCAGUGUAUUUCCAAGGUUUCAUGCCGUAAAAACGACCCUAUCGUCUCUGGUAGAGUGCACCGCAAAGGACUGCUUUGGGUGAGAAAGAUUAGUUAACCACUUCGUGUGCAACUUUCAGCCACUUAGUUGUAACUCGCGAUGGAAAAUCGUCAUUUACCUCGCAUUGAUACGAACGAGUUGCUACCCCCGUCAGCCUUUUCCCUCUCGGAAGUAUCACACAAUGGUACUAAUAAUCCAGUUCACGGCGCAAUACAUCCACCUACCGAUGACAGUUCAGUCGGAUUUCAGGAAUUCAGUGAUUCGCGAUUCGGUGUGAAUCUUGCACCAGGGGACUUGCUUCUCCGACUACAAGCAGCAGAAGAGCGUGUCAAUGAACUUGAACUUGCUCUGCGAAAUACUCGGAAUGAAACUCUCCAGAUGCAGCGUUUACGGGAUGAGGCGGUCACCGAACUUCAACGUAUGAGGUCAUACAUAGGUUCACGGAACUCCUCCGGUAGUCAAGGUGACGUCACACCGGAAAAGGAAGCCUUGACAACUACUAUUAACAGGUUGAAAAAAGAGUGUUCGAAAUUGGAGGAUAGGAACAUCACGCUUCAGCAGCAGUUGGAUCUUUCGCUAGUGCGUGUUGAAAGUCUGGAGGCUGUUUUGCGUUUACAAGAGAAAGCUUUGUGCCACAAUAUCAGUAAUCAGACGGGUAAAGGAUCGGCAGACGAAUCUAAAUAUGAUCAGCUGCUUUGCAUGUGGCGCACCCAAACAAUUCGUUUGCUUAUGCAGGUGGAAGAAUACAAGGCAGACAGAGAACAUGCCCUGGCUAGACUAGCCCGUAAGGAGGCACAAUUGGAGAAGAUACGCCUAUCCGCUCAGACCGAUCAGGAAACCAUGCAGCUUAAACUUCAAGCCAGCGAAGCAGCCUUUGCCUCGGAAACGAAGCAAACACAAACGCUUGUUGCCAAAUUAGAGCAUGAAUCUCUGCGUUAUCGUAAUCUGGAGGCAGAGCACAAAAUACUGCAACAGAAGUGCACGGCCUCACUUACUACUCUUCGGGCGCAGAGUGAACGUUUAUUACAUUCCAUCCAGUCAUGCUUCCCCACGAAACCGCACUUAACAAGCCAGGCAGCAGACAAUCCGUCCCUCUUGCGAAUUUUACAACGCAUCAGACAAUUAGAAUGUCGGCUCAACUUCGCUUCAAACAGGCUCCCUCUGCUACGAACUCAUAUGGCGCAUCGAUGGUGUAUACCACCAGGUCGAUCUAAUCAAGGCACACAAACCGGACCGAGUGACACAGAUCUGCUUAGCGGUGUUUCACAAAUGGAGUUGAAUGAGCUUUUGAAAUUCGCUCAGAAUGAGGCAAGACAAUGUCGUGCUGAACGAGAUGUCGCUCUCAGCAAGCUCGAGCAAAGCGCCAAAUGCUUUCACCAGCGCGUGCAAGCGGCUCAAGACGAGGUCAAGACGGAACUUUGUACACUUCGUGAAUCGGUUCGCAUGCUUGAGGUUUCUUUACAAGAGAAAACGGAGGAACUGUCUCGAUGCAAAUCAGGCUUCAACGACCUGAGAUCCAGUUACGCAGAAUUACAGAAGUCUGCAGAGGCGGAACGGAGGGAACUCCAAGCCAAGAUCAGUGAAUCGGAAGAUCAACUUACCAAAGCGAAAGCCGAGCUUCGCAAAGCCAAACGUUGCCUCGAUCUUGAAUUAAAGAGACACAAAAUCCGGAUUCCCGAACCGCGGUGUGCUUUUGAAGCGUCCAGCCGAACUCCCGAGAGCACCAUAAAGCCUACGAUUCCUUUUCAACCUAGACAAACAAGCUCCAACGAAACCUCACUGAAUAUGAACCAAAUGGGUUCCCUCGUCCAAUCACUAAAAGAGCUGACUCAGCUGGCCAACUGCUUACGAUCCAGCAGCUCAAGCGAUUCAGAACCAGAUAGUGGUUCUGGCUCAUAGACUAUUCUAUAUCAGACUGUCCUGAUUGCCG